Molecule: messenger RNA, 4346 nt
Organism: Struthio camelus australis
Lineage: Eukaryota; Metazoa; Chordata; Aves; Struthioniformes; Struthionidae
Source: RefSeq, a predicted model, not a curated record
AUGUGUCCUUGCGGACAAGAUUGUAGCUUGCAGAUCACAGGAAGUAACUAUUCCCAUUUAUGUGGCACUUACGAAGCAGCAUCUAGAGCACUGUGUGCUGUUUUGGUCUCCCCAGAGCAAGAGAGGGACCGAAAAACUGGAAUUAGUCGAGGAGGGUCACUAACAUGUUGGUACGUUACUAACAGAGAGGUUUUUAAUGCAAAGACAGCAGAGCUCUUGAGUCACCAUCAAGUAGAGAUUCAGCAGAAAUUCCCUAAAGAAGGGUGGGUGGAACAAGAUCCAAAGGAAAUCUUAAAAUCAGUCCAUGAAUGUGUGGAAAGGACCUGUGAGAAACUGCAACAACUGAACAUAGACAUCACUAACAUAAAAGCUAUUGGAGUCAGCAAUCAGAGAGAAACAACAGUGGUUUGGGACAAGACAACUGGAGAACCUCUUUAUAAUGCUAUUGUGUGGCUUGACCUGAGAACGCAGUCAACAGUUGAACGCCUUCUUAAAAGAAUCCCAGGAAAAAAUAAAUCCUUUUUUAAGUUUAGGACUGGUCUUCCACUUAGCACUUAUUUUAGUGCAGUGAAACUUCGAUGGCUUUUGGACAAUGUGGAAGAGAUUAGGCAAGCAGUUGAUGAUGGGAGAGCUAUGUUUGGGACUAUUGAUUCAUGGCUUAUAUGGAGUUUGACAGGUGGGAAGAAUGGAGGUGUUCACUGUACAGAUGUAACCAAUGCCAGUAGAACAAUGCUGUUCAAUAUUCAUUCCUUGGACUGGGAUCCUGAACUCUGCCAGUUCUUUGAUAUUCCUAUGGAAAUUCUUCCAAAAGUACGAAGCUCUUCAGAGAUUUAUGGCCUGAUGAAAAUCUGUCCUAGCCUGAAAUCAGGAGCCUUGACAGGUGUACCAAUUUCUGGGUGCUUGGGUGACCAGUCUGCUGCUCUUGUUGGACAAAUGUGUUUUCAAGAUGGACAGGCAAAAAAUACGUAUGGAACAGGAUGUUUCUUACUGUGCAAUACAGGUCAUAAGUCUGUGUUUUCUGAGCAUGGUCUUCUGACCACAAUAGCUUACAAACUGGGCAGAGAUAAACCUGUUUGUUACGCACUAGAAGGAUCUGUUGCAAUAGCAGGUGCUGUUGUUCGUUGGCUGAGAGACAAUCUAGGUAUCGUUAAGACUUCACAGGAAGUUGAAAAACUGGCUGCAGAAGCUGGAACUUCUUAUGGCUGCUACUUUGUGCCAGCAUUUUCAGGACUGUAUGCGCCAUACUGGGAACCCAGUGCAAGGGGUAUUAUCUGUGGCCUUACUCAGUUUACGAAUAAAAAUCACAUUGCCUUUGCUGCACUAGAAGCUGUCUGCUUUCAAACACGAGAGAUUUUAGAUGCUAUGAACAAGGACUGUGGGAUACCACUAAGCCAGCUACAAGUAGAUGGAGGAAUGACCAAUAACAAAGUUCUCAUGCAACUCCAAUCAGAUAUUCUCUGUAUUCCAGUAGUAAAGCCAUCAAUGCCUGAAACAACAGCUCUAGGAGCUGCUAUGGCAGCAGGAGCUGCAGAAGGAGUUGGAAUUUGGAGUCUAAGCCCUGGAGAUUUGACAGCAGUGACAUGUGAACGAUUUGAACCACAGAUCAACCCAGAGGAAAGUGAGUAUCGUUAUGCCAGAUGGAAAAAAGCUGUGAUGAAAUCUAUGGGCUGGGAAACAUCUGAAGCUCCUUCAAAUGGUGACACUAGUAUCUUCUGUAGUCUGCCUUUGGGUUUUUUUAUUAUGAGUAGCAUGAUAAUGUUAAUCGGAGCAAAGUACGUCUCAGUCAUCAGUAUAGUAAGUUUGAGGAUUGAAUCUACUGAGGAUUGAAUCCAUACUUCAUGUGCUGAAACAGCAGUACUGAUAAAUGAGACUACUUAAUGGAUUACCUGGAUGCAGCUGAUUCUUUUUUUUGUUUGUUUGUUUUACGUAUGAAGAGAUUCCACCACCGAUGUGAUAAUACUGUUUGAGUGACUGAAUCUAUUUAUAAACCCAUCUGUUGCCAGGCCUUGAGCAACCUCCCUGUGGUACACUGAACUGAAACUUAGUCAUCGUCCUGUGACUUCUCUGCUUCCUUCCCCACCGACUCCAUUACACUGGAAGCCUUUGGGUUGACUGUCUCACAUCAUGAAAUUUUAAAAUUUCAGAAGCUCUAGCUUUGAACUUUGGAAAGUUGCCAUUUACAAAACUUCUGGGGUAAUUUCAGAUGUUUUCCUAUCCUUUUCAGGGUUUUGGUACUUUAUAAAAUGCACUGCAGAAAAUUAUAAUGAUGCACUAUAGAUGUUUGUAAGCAUCUUGUAAUGUUUUUUCCAGCUGCUGUGAAUUACCUAUCAUAUUUCUAUGGUUGCCAAAGAUGUGUUGUUUUUGUGGCCAUUGAUCUGAAACACCUUUAAUGGUACAAACCUUUUAAAUACUAGCUCAAAAUGUAUCUUCAGUAGCACACAUUGCCACUGGUUUGGCAAUGAAGAGGUUGCAGAUAUGGUCACCAGAGUACGAUCAAAAUGAUUGAUCCCGAAGUUAAAUAGAGGUUGGAUUAGGCUUCUGGUAUAUGUAGCCAGUCUGCCUAUUAAUAAGUAUUUAAGACACUAAGUCCUAUAACUUUACCUUUAAAGAGGUAGGAGUAAAUAGACAUUUCAGUUAAGGCUAUGUUUCAUGUUCUUAUCUGUUUGAGUUUGUUUUGAAAGACAAAUUUGAUAGAGGGUGCAAUUCAAAAGAGAACUUCUUAGUCCUCUGUAGCUGGUAACUCUUAAAAUUACUCUUAACAAUAUACUUUUCUUGACCAAUACUGCAUAUGUUCUGUCAUCCUGCUUAAGGAUAUUUUGGUGAUUACAUGUUAAAUUUUUGAAAGUUGAAGAUGAAUUAGUUUUCCUUUAAAGAGGGUCCACUCCCAAUUACAUAUCAGUGCUCUAGUUCUUGAUCUCAUUUAGUAUAUCUCAGGGACCAAAAUCUCCCUUUCAAUUUCCGUGUCCAUAGUUUUAACAGCAAGUUUUCCCAAAAUAUGCUUGGUCAACCCAAGAUCCUGGCCUAGAAUUGUAAGCACCUGGCACCUGAAACUGGCCGUUGGAAUUCAGAGGCAACAUGGUUGAAAACUGAGUUGCAUCCACUUUGAAACUUUAGAUCCUCCGUAGGUAAAGGAGUGAGGCAAUAAACUUCAGCUUUCCUGUUGGUAUCAGCAGCAUGAGAAAUGCUGGCCUUAUUGGACAGGUCAAAGAAAAUGUGUUCUUGUAUAGUGUCACUAGAUCUCUAUAGAAUGAUAUUGAGGUGAAAUGUGGGAACAAUAACUUUCAAAACAAAUUACAAAGAUGUAUUUAAAUGCAUGAGGAGUUAAAGGGAGUGGCUUUUUGUGUGUGUUUGUUCUUAAAGGUUUUUAUCAAAAGAAGUUAUUCUUUAACAAAGUUUAUUUUUUCUUCAUUAAACUGUAAAUAGAGGUUUAGUUUUUAAAAGAAAUGUUAAAUAUAUGUGUGUCUGAAGCAAUGGAUUGCAUAGAAAUUUAGAUCUGUACAAUAUAUUUAAUAUCAAAUGCAUAUUCAUUGCCUUUUUAUUAUAAAGUGCAAUGACCUUUGAAAAUGUGACUUUUAAUUCAGAAGUUAGAGAAGGAGUAUUUUCCUCCUCUGAUUGCAUGUAUAAAUUCAGCUGAGGGGAUUUUUAUGCACAGGUGAAAAUAUAACACCAACAUUCUAAUCCCACAACUCCUGUAAAUACCUGAAUGUGAGGUGCAACAACUAAAACUUCUGGGUUUUCCAGUUUAUAUGGAGAGGUGAAUAAAGAGUGAAAAAUGAACAUGAAUCUGUAGAAAAAUCUUUAUAUUCCUUACCUUUUCUCCAAGCUGUUGAUGUUCUUACACCGCGGAACAGGAGUUAACAGCAGCUUUUGGAGCGUACAGGUCAAGGGCAGCACAGACCUCAAAAACCGACUUCUGAGUAUGACUUCUUGCCAAAAAUACUGAAGUAGUGAAACUGGGAAUGGUUAAUGUUGAAAUGUUGCCUUUGCGAGUGGUGUAUGAGGCAGAGGGAAAAAAAGUAGCGUGUAUUAUUCAGGAGGGGGAUUUUUUUGCUGCUUUUUCUGAUAUAUCUUUUACUGAGUAACAUAAUUCCUAUUACUUUUUCACUGAGUAAAUAUCAUAAUUUUAUUUUCAAUUGCUGUUGCAAGUAUUUUUUAAGAAUCUCAUACCACUGUAAACUUUCUACCAACAUAGUUGAAUUCAGUUGUAAACUGUGCAGGGGCAGAACUGCUGAAAAGUAGCUUUUGUGACUAGAAAGCUAUGAAUUUUUUUUUUUCUAUAAAUUACCAGAUUUAUAAAGUCUUACUUGUGAAAUGCAUUCACUUGGUAUUAAAAUACCGUAAACAAA